ACUUUACGUAUUGCUGUGCUCUUAAGUAAGUCAAAAAGCUUCUUCUUGCGUGCAGCAAGUCCUGGGUAGGAGGUUUAUUCUCUCGCCCCUCUGCUUCAAGGCUCUUCGUCAGCACUUCUACGGAGGUGUAUUGCCAUGACGACCAACCCAGCCGCCACCCCUGUCCCAGUGGAGGAUGUCCAGGGGGACAGGCGAUGGAUGGACCUGCAUGAACACUAUGUGAGAGAAGCUCAUGAGAAGGAACCUGAGGUUUUGUUUGUAGGGGAUUCUCUAAUACUACAGCUGACACAGACACAGAUAUGGAAAGAGAAGUUUGAACCAAUGCACUGCCUUAACUUUGGCUGUGGCGGAGAUGCUACCCAGCAUGUCCUCUGGAGACUACAGAACGGAGAACUGAAAAAUAUUGCACCAAAGGUUGUGGUGUUUCUUGCGGGGACUAACAACCACGGGCACACAGCAGAGCAGGUUGCAGGGGGGAUUGAGGCCUGUGUGAGGACCAUUGUACAACAACAACCACAGGCCAAGGUUUUGGUUUUGACCAUACCACCACGAGGCCACCAGCCCAACCCACUGCGUGUGAAGAAUGAGGAGGUGAACAGAUCAGUGUCCACCCUACUCGAGUCUUUCCCCAGUGUACAGUUGGUGGACGUGUGUCAGGGCCUUCUACAGUCAGAUGGGACCAUCAAUCACAACGACAUGUACGACUAUCUGCAUUUGACCAGUUCUGGAUAUGCAAAAUUCUGUGAACCCUUGUAUUGUGCCUUGGCCGAGAUCUUAAAAAUGCAAGAUGCAACUGCACUGGCGAUGGAUGCUGCAGACAACUUAGUGGAGACCCCAGACUGAUGAUAUGCAGGACUGGUCCUCUUAUGAUGAUCAUGUCAUCUCAUUGUGGAAAGACGCAAAACUUUAAAUCCACAAGUCACAAGUAUGGGCUUAGUGGGUGACGGGCUUCACUAACUUGUAUUUAUAACCUGUAUCAUUCAUUUAUCAAGGUAAGCUUAAACCAAAAGCAGGGAUACUACAAUAUCUACUUACAUCUUCUUGUAUUUUAUAUAACACAAGGAUAACUCAUUUUUAUUUCACAACACAGACCCACCAUACAGUUCCAAGCAUGCUUAUCUUAAUUAGUAUUAUUAAUUUUUACCAGUUCUAAUAACAAAAGCACUUCAAGAAAAAUAUAUACCUACUAUACUGCUGUAGCAAUGCUUUGGAAAGCAGCACCUGAAACAUGGAUAAACAACAGAUGAAAGCUUUGCACAAAGCAUUUAGUACUUCCUGCUGUUGCUGUUCAUGUGAUACUGUAUGUAGCAAAUUACAGUCAAAGUUAUCUGUAGAAUUAGGGUACUAUCUGGCACUGCUGAGUAAUUACAUCAUACCACCAAGUACUUUGUACGUGUACAUGAUUCCCAAUAAGUCACUUUCUUUGCAGCUGAACAUUAACAAUAUAUAUUAUAAUUACAUUGUAUCAUGACAAUGUAUUCCUCUUUUUUGAGUAGUUUUAUUACUGAACUUGUUUGGUGAAUGACAUCCAAGGGCACUAGCUGAUUUGAUUGAACAAAGUGUCAAUGUACACAGCUGGAGAAAUUGCAGCAACAAAUACUUACCUUCUGUAAACUUAGUAUAAUGGUUAAAAACUUGUGUCAAUGUCACUGUAUGUGUCUACUAAUAAAUAAACAGGAGAAUUCACCAAUGAUU
Branchiostoma belcheri (Belcher's lancelet) is the source of this 1695-nucleotide messenger RNA. RefSeq names its product platelet-activating factor acetylhydrolase IB subunit beta-like. The record is from RefSeq and is a predicted model, not a curated record. Lineage: Eukaryota; Metazoa; Chordata; Leptocardii; Amphioxiformes; Branchiostomatidae. The transcript has 7 exons. The coding region runs from base 136 to 843 and encodes 235 amino acids.